Alligator sinensis (Chinese alligator) is the source of this 2155-nucleotide messenger RNA. It is a transcript of the gene KPNA3, whose product is annotated as karyopherin subunit alpha 3. Gene Ontology annotation, cellular component: nucleus; nucleoplasm; cytoplasm. Gene Ontology annotation, biological process: NLS-bearing protein import into nucleus. Gene Ontology annotation, molecular function: protein binding; nuclear import signal receptor activity. The coding region runs from base 72 to 1565 and encodes 497 amino acids. The record is from RefSeq and is a predicted model, not a curated record. The transcript has 17 exons. Lineage: Eukaryota; Metazoa; Chordata; Crocodylia; Alligatoridae.
AGCCGCGGGGGCAGGCCGCGCCUGGGCCACUGAAGGGGGUUGGAUCCCGGCGGGGUGUGGGGGCUGCGACCAUGAGAAGACACCGAAAUGAAGUAACAAUUGAAUUGCGGAAGAACAAAAGAGAUGAACAUCUUUUGAAAAAAAGAAAUGUUCCCCAAGAAGAAAGUUUAGAAGACUCUGAUGUUGAUGCUGACUUCAAAGCACAAAAUGUAACACUAGAAGCUAUAUUGCAGAAUGCUACAAGCGAUAACCCUGUAAUCCAGCUGAGUGCUGUACAAGCUGCAAGAAAAUUGUUGUCUAGUGACAGAAAUCCACCUAUUGAUGACUUAAUAAAAUCUGGAAUUUUGCCAAUCCUGGUAAAAUGCCUAGAAAGGGAUGAUAAUUCUUCGUUACAGUUUGAAGCUGCAUGGGCAUUGACUAACAUAGCAUCAGGCACUUCUGCACAGACCCAAGCUGUGGUACAGUCUAAUGCAGUACCACUCUUUUUGAGACUACUCCAUUCACCACAUCAGAAUGUUUGUGAGCAAGCUGUUUGGGCCCUUGGAAAUAUUAUAGGUGAUGGUCCUCAGUGUAGAGAUUAUGUCAUAUCACUGGGAGUUGUCAAACCUCUUCUGUCCUUCAUCAAUCCCUCCAUUCCCAUCACCUUCCUUCGGAACGUCACAUGGGUCAUAGUAAAUCUCUGCAGGAAUAAGGACCCCCCACCGCCUAUGGAGACAGUUCAGGAGAUUUUGCCAGCGCUGUGUGUUCUCAUAUACCAUACAGAUAUAAAUAUUCUCGUGGACACUGUUUGGGCUUUGUCCUACCUAACAGAUGGUGGUAAUGAACAGAUACAGAUGGUGAUUGAUUCAGGUGUUGUACCUUUUCUAGUUCCUCUUCUGAGCCAUCAAGAGGUUAAAGUUCAAACAGCAGCCCUGAGAGCAGUAGGCAACAUAGUAACUGGUACGGAUGAACAGACGCAAGUUGUUCUCAACUGUGAUGUUCUGUCUCACUUCCCAAAUCUCCUGACACAUCCAAAAGAGAAGAUAAACAAGGAAGCAGUUUGGUUCCUUUCCAAUAUCACAGCAGGAAACCAGCAACAAGUGCAAGCUGUAAUAGAUGCUGGACUAAUCCCUAUGAUCAUACACCAGUUGGCUAAGGGGGACUUUGGAACGCAAAAAGAAGCUGCUUGGGCAAUUAGCAAUUUGACAAUAAGUGGAAGAAAAGAUCAGGUUGAAUACCUUGUGCAGCAGAAUGUAAUCCCACCAUUCUGUAACUUACUGUCAGUAAAAGAUUCCCAAGUGGUACAGGUGGUCCUAGAUGGUCUGAAAAACAUACUCAUAAUGGCUGGUGAUGAAGCUAGCACAAUAGCUGAAAUAAUAGAAGAAUGUGGAGGAUUAGAGAAAAUUGAAGCCUUGCAACAACAUGAGAAUGAGGACAUUUACAAACUAGCAUUUGAAAUCAUAGAUCAGUAUUUCUCUGGUGAUGAUAUUGAUGAAGAUCCCAGUCUCAUUCCUGAAGCCACUCAAGGAGGUACUUACAAUUUUGACCCAACAGCCAAUCUUCAAACAAAAGAGUUUAAUUUUUAAGUUCAGUGCAGUGCAGCUUCUCUGUCCCACACCAAUACAAAGCACCACCAGAUGGCUACCACGUGAAGAAACAAAAGGCUCCAAGAUACACAUGCCUCUUUGUUUUGAUGCUUCUAAAGCAAGCCAUGUAUCGGUCACUUUGCAGUUGCCAAAAGUCACUAUCACAUGGACUGUAAAUGCAUAUGCAUGAUCUCUUAAACUGUUUUAGAAUUCUUUUUAACAGUCCCAACUACCUUUUUUGCCUUUUCUCCCCGGUGCCACAUGCUGACAACCUCAAUCUGCAGUUUUGUUUAAAAUAUUCCACAGUAGUGGCACAUCGGCUUUCCACGGAAAAGUAGCUUCUUUGGAAAAUGGUGCGCUGUGAAUCAAGACACUUUGGUAUGAUGCAUACAUUUUGGAAGACUAUACAGAGGCACAGUUUAAUCUGAGCCUCCAUCAUUGUCCUCCACAAACAUAUUUUCAUAUACUUCAUGUGGAAGAAUAGAUUAAAAAGCAAGCCAAAUGAAUUUCAUUGGUGAAACUGAAAUAAAAGUAACUUAAAACACUUGGCAAUUGAUUAAACAGUUAAGUUAACAAAACAAACUACUUCA